This is a messenger RNA of Cicer arietinum (chickpea), 1927 nucleotides long. RefSeq names its product SEC12-like protein 1. Gene Ontology annotation, biological process: endoplasmic reticulum to Golgi vesicle-mediated transport. Gene Ontology annotation, molecular function: guanyl-nucleotide exchange factor activity; protein binding. Lineage: Eukaryota; Viridiplantae; Streptophyta; Magnoliopsida; Fabales; Fabaceae. The record is from RefSeq and is a predicted model, not a curated record. Gene Ontology annotation, cellular component: endoplasmic reticulum membrane.
CUUUAUUUUUUAUUUUUUUAUAUAAUCUUCAAAAUAAAAACACCAAAACCGUAACCACAACCAACAACCUCAAAAUCAUCACAUAAAAAAGGUUAGACAUGUCAACUUCAUAUAUGUGCCAUUGAAUAAGGUUAUACCUUGUUUGUUUCAUCGAUCAAUUAAUCAAUAAACAAAAACAAGGCAAAGCCACUUUGUGUCCUACUUGCGCUCGUUGACCCUUUUCUUUUUCUCUUUCAGAAUCCCUCUCUUUCCUCUUCGGAUAUUUCUAUAUAACCCUUGCACAAAAUAUCCAAUUCAACGAUCUCAGAAAAUUGCUUCAUUUUCAGUACCCCAAUUGGAAAAAGAAUUGAACUUUGGAUCCAUAUUUCCGAUUUCAGAAGACUUGGAUGGAGAAUGAUGCACGGUCACCGCAGGGUCCGAUUACAUGCGGUUCGUGGAUUCGGAGACCCGAAAAUGUUAAUCUAGUUGUUCUAGGAAGGUCUAAGCGUGGAAAUUCUUGUCCUUCUCUGCUUCAGAUUUUCUCAUUCGACCCCAAAACCAUUUCUUUGUCUUCAACCCCUUUGGCCAAUUUUGUAUUAGAAGCAGAGGAAGGUGAUCCUGUUGCUAUUGCUGUGCACCCUAGUGGGGAUGAUUUUAUGUGCUCUUUGAGCAAUGGUAGCUGCAAAUUGUUUGAGUUGUAUGGUCAUGAAGCAAACAUGAAGCUGUUGGCCAAGGAAUUGGCCCCUCUACAGGGUAUUGGUUCCCAGACAUGUAUUACUUUUAGUGUUGAUGGAUCUAAAUUUGCCGCUGGUGGGUUGGAUGGACAUCUCAGAAUUAUGGAGUGGCCUAGCAUGCGUGCAAUUUUGGAUGAACCAAGAGCGCACAAAUCUGUCAGAGAUAUGGAUUUUAGUCUAGACUCGGAAUUUCUAGCUUCAACUUCUACUGAUGGUUCAGCAAGAAUCUGGAAAAUUGAGGAUGGUGUUCCUUUGACUACUUUGUCUCGCCACUCGGAUGAAAAAAUUGAAUUAUGUCGAUUUUCCAAGGACGGAACCAAACCAUUUUUAUUCUGCACCAUUCAAAAAGGAGAUAAGUCUCUCACUGCAGUUUAUGACAUGAGCUCAUGGAACAAAAUUGGACAUAAGAGGCUGCUUAGAAAGUCUGCUUCGGUAAUGUCCAUUAGCCACGAUGGGAAAUACCUUUCUCUGGGUAGUAAAGAUGGAGACAUAUGCGUAGUUGAAGUAAAAAAGAUGCAGAUACACCAUUAUAGCAAGAGAUUACACCUCGGUACGACUAUUGCAACGCUGGAGUUCUGUCCUAGUGAAAGGGUUGUACUUACAACCUCAGUAGAAUGGGGAGCAUUGGUCACUAAACUGAAUGUACCUAAAGAUUGGAAAGAGUGGCAGAUAUACUUGGUGCUUUUAGGACUAUUUUUAGUGUCAGCGGUGUUGUUUUACAUAUUCUUUGAGAACUCUGAUUCAUUCUGGGGAUUUCCUGUGGCAAAAGACCAACCAGCAAGACCAAGAUUUAAACCAAUGAUAAAAGACCCUCAAUCUUAUGAUGAUCAAAAUAUUUGGGGACCGGUAGACAUGUGACCGCAUCGACAUUCUUCAAUAUUGCUCGAUUUGAAAGCAGUUUCGGUUGCUGUAAGUGGUAUUAUAUCACAUUCAUCUCAGGAGAGUAGAUUUAGGCACUUGAAUGCUAUUACAAGGAUUUACUUUUCUUUUUAUUGAAAAUUUUAAACCCAGAGGCUGUUUUUUAUAUUGUAAUUUAAUUUUCUUUUUAAACUUUAGGGAUAAUCAAAUUGCUUAUUGAGUUUCGCAAGUUGCCCUUGAGGCUGUGAUGUUAUCAGGGAUGGAUCUAUGGCUAGAGACAUUUGGAGCAAUUUUUCCACUAGGAUUUCAAUAUUUCAAAAUAUUAUACAUGAUUGGAUAAGUUUUUAGUCCAUAUA